UCUCUCCGCCCGCCCUCGAAGCCCCAGUGAGCAGUGAGGUUGCAGGCGAGCUGUGCGAGCCAACUAGGAGCCCGCGUCCCAGCGCGGCCCGAGCCCGGAGCUGCCCGGGCAGCCCCCGCCGCAGGCUCCAGGGAGCCUUCUGGAACUGACCCACUACAAAGACCCAUCAGUGUGACCUCCUGCCGUAAAGCUGCUGUCCACGUGGACUGGAGCUGACAUCACACACCAACCUGUCAGGACCCCUACAGCCAAGCUCCAGCUCCGAGACAUGGCAACUGAGAGCAGCAAGGUGGCUGAUGGGCAGAUCUCCACUGAGGUCAGCGAGGCCCCUGUGGCCAGCGACAAGCCCAAAACCCUGGUGGUGAAGGUACAGAAGAAGGCUGGGGACCUCCCUGACCGGGACACAUGGAAGGGCCGCUUCGACUUCCUCAUGUCCUGUGUGGGCUAUGCCAUUGGCCUGGGCAACGUGUGGCGGUUCCCAUACCUCUGUGGGAAAAAUGGCGGUGGGGCCUUCCUGAUUCCGUACUUCCUGACGCUCAUCUUUGCGGGGGUCCCGCUCUUCCUUCUGGAGUGUUCUCUGGGCCAGUACACCUCCAUUGGGGGCCUGGGUGUGUGGAAGCUGGCCCCCAUGUUCAAGGGCGUGGGUCUCGCAGCAGCCGUGUUAUCCUUCUGGCUAAACAUCUACUACAUCGUCAUCAUCUCCUGGGCCAUCUAUUACCUGUACAACUCCUUCACCACAACAUUGCCAUGGAAACAGUGUGACAACCCCUGGAACACUGACCGCUGUUUCUCCAACUACAGUAUGGUCAAUACCACCAACAUGACCAGCGCUGUGGUGGAGUUCUGGGAGCGCAACAUGCACCAGAUGACAGACGGGCUAGAUAAGCCAGGGCAGAUUCGCUGGCCACUGGCUAUCACACUGGCCAUUGCCUGGGUGCUUGUGUAUUUCUGCAUCUGGAAGGGUGUUGGUUGGACUGGAAAGGUGGUCUACUUCUCCGCCACAUACCCGUACAUCAUGCUUAUUAUCCUGUUCUUCCGUGGAGUGACACUACCUGGGGCCAAGGAGGGCAUCCUCUUCUACAUCACACCCAACUUCCGAAAGCUGUCAGACUCAGAGGUGUGGCUAGAUGCAGCCACCCAGAUAUUCUUCUCCUAUGGGCUGGGCCUGGGGUCCCUGAUUGCUCUAGGGAGCUACAACUCCUUCCACAACAAUGUGUACAGGGACUCCAUCAUUGUCUGCUGCAUCAACUCCUGCACCAGCAUGUUUGCUGGGUUUGUCAUCUUCUCCAUCGUGGGCUUCAUGGCCCAUGUCACCAAGAGGUCCAUAGCUGAUGUGGCAGCCUCAGGCCCUGGACUUGCAUUCUUGGCAUAUCCUGAGGCAGUGACUCAGCUGCCCAUCUCUCCACUCUGGGCCAUCCUCUUCUUCUCCAUGCUGCUCAUGCUAGGCAUCGACAGCCAGUUCUGUACUGUGGAGGGCUUCAUCACUGCCCUGGUAGAUGAGUAUCCCAGGCUCCUCCGCAACCGACGGGAGCUCUUCAUUGCUGCUGUGUGCAUCGUGUCCUACCUGAUCGGCCUCUCCAACAUCACCCAGGGGGGCAUUUAUGUCUUCAAACUCUUCGACUACUACUCUGCCAGUGGCAUGAGCCUGUUGUUCCUGGUUUUCUUUGAGUGCGUCUCCAUUUCCUGGUUUUACGGUGUCAACCGGUUCUAUGACAACAUCCAGGAGAUGGUUGGCUCAAGGCCCUGCAUCUGGUGGAAACUGUGCUGGUCCUUCUUCACACCCAUCAUCGUGGCAGGAGUGUUCCUCUUCAGCGCUGUGCAGAUGACACCUCUCACCAUGGGAAGCUACGUUUUCCCCAAGUGGGGCCAGGGCGUGGGCUGGCUCAUGGCUCUGUCCUCCAUGGUGCUCAUCCCUGGAUACAUGGUAUACAUGUUCCUUACCUUAAAGGGCUCUCUGAAGCAGCGCCUCCAGGUCAUGAUCCAGCCCAGUGAAGACAUCGUGCGCCCUGAGAAUGGCCCGGAGCAGCCUCAGGCCGGCAGCUCAGCCAGCAAGGAGGCCUACAUUUAGGGGUGUGGCCCCUUGCCACCCCAACGCUGACACACCCUGGAGUGGCUGUACCUACACCCCUUGAAGACUGAAGAUGCCCUGUCUCCACCUACCUCAAGGGGCAGGUCUAGACACCAUCACCGUGCAGAAAGGGGAGGUGGGAGACAGUCCAACCCUGGGUGGGCCCUGUGUGGGCAGCCACCCCAGGGGCUUCCACAGCAGGCUGGUGACCUUUCUGUCCAGCCCCAUAGCAUGAGCAGGUGGCUGGCCUUUGUCACUGCCACCGUAGCUCAUUUUUAUCCUGCCAGAGAGGGUGACAACUGAGGCCACACACUCCUGGUUUUUAGUCAUACUCAGACUGUUCUCCUGCCCAAACUGUGACUGUUAUCUCAGACUUUCCUGCCUGCCUUGGCUCUGGACCCAGGCUGUGGACCAGGACCAGGAUGUUUUUGUACACAGUCCACAGGGAGCCAGCAUGCUCUGCCUCUUCUCAACUGAUUGCUCCUUCCCAAGGCAGCUGCACAUUCAUAGACCCACCCCAGACACCUCAGUGACUGCUCCAGGAGCCUUGUGGAGAGGGUCCUUUGUCCCUAUGACCCUGUGACCCUGUGAUCCAGGCAGCUCAGUGCUCUUGCCCCGCCUCCCCGGGUGGCACUGUCAGCAGCAGCCCAGACAGAAGGGACCUGUGUGCUGGGGGAGAAAAAAAAAAAAAAUAGCCACAAGCACAAUUGACUUCUUUGGUCACCAUUCCUCUGGGGUCCUUCCCCAAGCAGGAGCUGUGACUCUUCUGAGCUGCCCAGGGUUGCAGAGUGCAGAAACCAAGGUAAGGGAUCUGUUUGGAGUCAGGACAGAUCCAGCUGGCCCUGGUUUCCCUCUUAGAUUGUCACUGUCACUGCCACUGCCACUGCUUCCCCAGCUGCCACCUCCUCACCAUUCUGGAAAUUCCUCAGAUGUACCUGCCCACUAACAGAGGAGCAUUAAUCCAGAGGCUUUCCCCACCCCUCCCCAGUGCUCUGCCUCCCUUGCUAACCUGCUCCUGUCAGAAGUGUCACUUCUUCCUUCUGACAUCUGGCUCUGUGUUGUUUGCAGGGAAGCCAGUAGAGUUUCUCGAAAGUUCCAGCAGCUCAGCCUCUCUCAUCUGCUGAGAGGAUGGGCUCCCAUGUAGCAAAGUGUAUGUCAUGUCCCAUAGCUCCUUAGCUCGAUAGCUCACAAACUGUGUGUUUUAUGGCUAAUCCUUAAUAACUAUGGUGAAUAACUGUGACUGUGGGUUUUUUAAAUCUUGUCAUUCUCAUCCAAAAGUGACCAGCAUUCCCAUUCUUGCAAUAAGCUGUUACCCUCAGAGUAUUAAGCACACUAGGUAGAGAAUGCAAACAUGUAUGCACAUAGAAAUGCACACACAUGCACCCUCACGUGUGGCAUUUAGGGUUUCUGUGAUCUUGUGUAGGCAAUCCACCAGCUUUCCCUGAGGCUCCCUGUAAAAGGGUCACUUGGCUGAGGCAUCGCCCUGCUUAGUGCUGACUCUGUGAUCCACUUGCACAGGUGUGGUCACCAGAGUCCAGGGUGUAGAAUACAAGGACCCUACACUGUGUCUCAUGGCCCCAUCCCUCCCCGACCUGUGUGUGAAGCCCUGUUAGAAUGAGAGCAGGAGAAUUCCUUAUCUCUGCUCUGUGUUCUUUAAUGUGAAACUGAAAACAAGUCUUUUUAAGAUAAAUGCAGUAUAUUUAAUGUUUGUAAGCAACUCUAACUGAGAUGUUUGGCAAGAAAUCCCCUGAUUUCCACCCAAACUUACCUUAUAGAGCACAACGUUAAGUGUCUACAAUUACCGUGAGAGCUGUGAAUAUGUGUAACUUUUCUUUUUUAGUAUUUGCCCAGAGGGAAAAUGAUAUUGUAUUACCAUAUAUGCUUUUGUUUUUGCAAUAAGGAUUUAUUCUCAGAACACCAAGUAAAUCUAUCUCUAUAUAAAAAGUAUAUGUAAUAUAUGCAUAUUCAAGCUAUAUACAGAGCCUGUUUUAAAAAAUUACAGUAUUAUUUAGUAAAAUUAUCUGUUCUAUGGACCAAAUGUAAAAUAUUUAUACACGAAGAUGCAUUUUAAAUGUCUAUAAAUGAUGUCACAACUAGAGCACGGGCGUUAUGUAAGUUUCUAAGAAUUUAGAGGAAAAAUAAUAAAGGUUCUAUGAUAUGCA
Nannospalax galili (Upper Galilee mountains blind mole rat) is the source of this 4230-nucleotide messenger RNA. It is a transcript of the gene Slc6a1, whose product is annotated as solute carrier family 6 member 1. The record is from RefSeq and is a predicted model, not a curated record. NCBI's taxonomy places the organism in Eukaryota, Metazoa, Chordata, Mammalia, Rodentia, Spalacidae. Gene Ontology annotation, cellular component: cell surface; plasma membrane; axon. Gene Ontology annotation, biological process: neurotransmitter transport; sodium ion transmembrane transport. Gene Ontology annotation, molecular function: gamma-aminobutyric acid:sodium:chloride symporter activity. Bases 269 to 2068 code for a protein of 599 amino acids. The transcript has 16 exons.